Diversispora eburnea is the source of this 1989-nucleotide messenger RNA. The record is from the annotation of a GenBank genome assembly. Lineage: Eukaryota; Fungi; Glomeromycota; Glomeromycetes; Diversisporales; Diversisporaceae.
AUGGAUAAUUAUAUAAAAGAAGAAAAAACUUCUUUACAAUCGGUAGAAGUUCCUGGAGCACCCGAAAUUCCUGGAGAAGGAAAACCCAGACGUAAUGCUUCUUCACCUGAUAAAUUAAUUGAUUUUCCUCCCGGUGCAACUACUUUAUAUGAAAACUUUUUACAUGGAAUAAUUGAAUCUGAAGGAGGUAACUUCUUAGGUCAUAGACAAAUAAAUCAAGGAAUUGCUGGUCCAUAUGUCUGGGAAUCAUAUCCUGAAGUUCAAAAACGUGUCGCCAAUUUUGGAUCCGGUUUAAGAAAACUUGAAUUAGAUACAAAAGGAAUCCUAGGAUUUUUUUCGGAAAAUAACCCUCAAUAUGUCAUUGGAGAACUUGCAUGUUAUCAAUAUAAUUUCAUUCUAGUUCCACUUUAUGAUAUUUUAGGUAUCGAAGCUAUUGAAUUUAUUAUUAAUCAAACAGAAAUGAAAUAUUGUUUAACUACCGCAAAUAAGGCUCGUAUUUUAUUGGAGAUGAAAGAAUAUUUACCAACACUUAAAGUAAUAAUCAUUUCAGAUGAAUUUGAUCAUGAUCAAGAUUUAAUUGAAUUGGCUCAAGAAGUUAAUGUUAAAAUUAUAGAUUUUAAUACGGUUGAAAAUGAUGGAAUUACUAAUCCCAUUGAAGCGAUUAAUCCUAAACCUGAAGAUAUUGCAACUAUUAGUUAUACCAGUGGUACCACCGGUAAACCUAAGGGUGCAGUUUUAUCUCAUAAAAAUUUCGUGUCCGUAAUUGGAAGUACGAAUUUUUUGGCGGAGAAAGGGAAAUUUCCUAAAAUCACAAAAAAUGAUAUUCAUAUUUCUCAUUUACCUUUGGCUCAUGUAUUUGAAAGAACCAAUGAAUCUAUAAUUAUUUAUCAUGGAGCUUCAAUAGGUUUUUAUCAAGGUGACAUAUUAAAAUUAUUAGAUGAUAUAGCGGAAUUAAAACCUACGAUAUUUGUUUCCGUACCAAGAAUACUUAAUCGAAUUUAUGAUAAAGUGAUGGCUUCAAUAAAAUCUAAAGGUGGAGCCUCUCAAUUAUUAUUUAAUACCGCUUAUAAUGCCAAAAAGAAUGGAUUACAAAAAGGUCACGUCGAUCAUUGGAUGUGGGAUAAAACUAUAUUUAGUCCAAUUCGUGCGAAAUUUGGGGGAAGAAUGAAAACCAUUAUAUCAGGUUCUGCCCCAAUUUCUUCGGAAGUCAUGGAUUUUUUAAGGAUUAGUUUUUCGGCUGAUGUUUAUGAAGGUUAUGGUCAAACCGAAAAUGCUUCUGGUUUAACCGCGUCUCAACACGGAGAUACAUCAUCAGGUCACGUAGGACCACCUCAAGCUUGUACGGAAAUCAAAUUAGUUGAUGUAGCGGAAAUGAGCUACACAUCAAAGGACAAACCUCAUCCAAGAGGUGAAAUUUGUGUGAAGGGGAAUGCUUUAUUUCAAUAUUAUUAUAAAAGUCCCGAAAAAACUGCCGAAGUAAUUGAUAAAAAAGGAUGGUGCCACACCGGGGAUGUUGGAAUGUGGGAUGACUUAGGAAGAUUAGUUAUCAUUGAUAGAGUUAAAAAUAUUUUUAAAUUGGCUCAAGGCGAAUAUAUUGCUCCCGAGAAGAUUGAAAAUGUCUAUCAAAAACAUGAAUUGGUGGCACAAGCCUUUAUACACGGAGACUCCUUACAAUCCUCAUUGGUAGCAAUAAUUGUUCCCGAUCCCGAAACUUUAUUACCUUGGGCCAAGAAUAAUAAUCUCGGGAAUUACAAUUAUCAAGAACUUUGUAAUAAUUCUCAAGUGAAAAAACAUAUUUUACAAACUUUACAAAAGUAUGGUAGAGCCAAUGGUUUAAAAGGAUUUGAAAAUGUGAAAAAUAUUCAUUUAACUCAUGAACAAUUCACCUUACAAAAUAAUCUGUUAACCCCAACUUUUAAAUUAAAGAGGCAUCAAGCUAAAAUUAGGUAUCAGAAAGAAAUUAAUGAAAUUUAUUCUGAAAUUUCAUAA